UAUUGGGACAGGAUGGGAUAUAAUUCAAUAUAAAAACAACACAAAAGGUAAAAACUGCUGUUACAGCAAAGCCGAGAAUAUACUUGAAUAUACAGAUGCCUUUGAUUGUCGGAAGUGAGGUAGGUAAAGCAUUAUGCAGUGCACUGAAACCCUCAGGAGCUGGUGCAACACAAAAAUGUUUCCUCCCCUAAUUACAGAAAAUCAGCCUAAAACAGGGUCUUUUCUGAAGCGUUUUUCUUUUGCUGGAAUAGUUAGCAAGUCGGGUCUAAGCAGAAACAAUCAUAGAGAGUAAUAAAGAAUAUUUACAAUAUGGUAAUAAAAGGGAGAAAUGAAGAACUGGGGAAAAGUAGAUAAUCCCUGUAAAGCAUCCCUUUCAUUACAGCCUUUCUUUGAUAGGACUGCUCUCUGGUGCUGAAGAGGUUAACUCCGCCAGCUGAAUUUGAGCUAAUUUGAGCUCAGCAGGAGAAGGAAGAUCUCGCCUUAGGAAGAAGAGAACGAGGGAGAGAUUAAACGAAAGAGAAGUCAGGGGGUCCUCCACAACUUCAGAGAAAGAGAGAGAGCAGGAGGGACUGCUGGCUUUUACAAACUCUUCAUUAAGUCAGUGAAGAGCUCAGUGUGUGUUUGCCCAGCGCUGGAAAUGAGACGAUUCUGCUCACAGAGUCGACAAGUUCUUUGCCUGCUCUGGAAUCUCCCGUAAAUCAGAAGACGGUGAACACAGAAUCACAGACAUUCUAGAUUCCCCAACACAGGGGGUGAGACCCCCCCCCAUGUAUCCUAUCUACCAGAAGACAUCAGAUCUGUUUGAAAUGAUUGAGAAAAUGCAGGGCAGCCGAUUGGAUGAGCAGAGAUGUGUAUUCCCGCCCCCUCACAAGGGACCUGCUCAUUUAAGACCUUAUCCAAGAAUUCAAGAGUUUCUUCAGCAGGGUUUGCCAGUUCCCUUGAUUCUAACUCCUAAGUCUGGAGGCUACUGGAUCGAAGGACCGCGCCAACCCCAAACAGAGGAGGGGUGCCCAGAAAACACCCCUGCUGACUCCCAGGACUUGGUCUCACUCGGGCAUGCUCUGCUGGAAAGAGACCCAACAGCAACAGUGUACAGGGAAAACUUUCUAGGCAAAGAGCAUCACAAUUUUUAUGCUGUUGACAGUUCUCUGGGUGGCAUGGUGCUGUCAGUUCAACAAGUAAAAUCAGACACCAGAGACCACCUGCAUCUAAUUCUCAGAACAAGAAAUGCCACUUUGCAUGAUGUCAUUCCAGCUUCGUGUCUUUGUGAAGUUCCAAAUGCUAUUCAGAUGGCCAAGUUACUUUGUGAUGACAUCUGUGUAGCACAAUUUUACCCAGCCGUGUUUCCGAAGGCUUCUCAACUGAUAGUUGCCUUUGAUGAGCAUCUUCUGAGCAACAACUUCAAAUUUGGGGUCUUGUACCAACGAGAAGGGCAGAUAUCAGAAGAAGAGAUUCUGGGGAACUGCAAUGAAACUCUGGAGUUUUUGGAAUUUCUAUCUCUCUUGGGAGAGACUGUACCGUUAAAAGGAUUCCCUGGUUUCCGUGGUGGUUUAGACGUAUCUUAUGGACAGACCGGAAGUGAGUCAGUAUUUACUUCCUUCCGAGGGAAGGAGAUCAUGUUUCAUGUGGCGACAAAACUGCCGUUCAUUGAGGGGGACCCCCAGCAGCUCCAGAGGAAGCGUCACAUUGGCAAUGACAUCGUCUGUCUGGUGUACCAGGAAGGACACGUCCCCUUCCUGCCUGACAUCAUCGCCUCCAACUUCCUGCACGCUUUCAUCGUGGUGCGAAGAGAGAGAGGGGGAGAGGGGUACGAGGUGUCAAUCACAGCUCGAGAGGAUGUCCCUUACUUUGGCCCUGCCCUCCCAGACCCGCCCCUUUUCACAGAGGGCUCGGAGCUCCGGGAAUUCUUAUUGGCUAAACUGAUAAAUGCUGAGGUCACCUGUUACCGGGCAGAAAAAUUCAAGAAACUGGAGGAGCGCACGCGUGGAGCUCUGCUGGAUCAUCUGUACAGAGAGUUGUCUGCCCACUCCCAGUGCAUGCUGGGAGUAGCAUCAGCAUCGUCAUCAUCAUCCUCUUCCUCUGAAGGGGCGGGGCUUGAGAAUGGGGGGGCCACAGUGGGCGGGGGCUUCUUAGAAAACUUCAAGCGGGCUAUUCGGGUUCGGAGUCAGUCUCUGGAUGUGAGUGGACCUGGAGCCAAGAAACAGAGUGUAGGGACGCCCCAAAAACAGAGAGCACCCCAACACAGCGCGGUUCGUGUCCCAGAAGAGGAGAGAGAGAGUGAACCAGCAAAUCAGGUAACGGGAAACACCCUGGUCCCACCUCUUCCCCAUUCAUCAUCCAAUGACAGCGGCUGUGCCAGUGGGGUCGAAGGUCAUCGAAGGCAAGAGGAGGAAGGAUAGACAGAGACAGAUAUACAGACAGACAGACCGACAAACAUUAAAAAACAAAAGAAUACUUGGAAUUGUAUGUGCAACAUUGUAGUUCUGUAAAUUAGCAAUUGAAAUGUGUACUUUUUCCUUAAUAUUAUCCCAGUUCCAUUUAUCUCCUAGUGGAUUUUAUUUAAUAAAUGCUCUAUUU
Molecule: messenger RNA, 2577 nt
Organism: Acipenser ruthenus (sterlet)
Lineage: Eukaryota; Metazoa; Chordata; Actinopteri; Acipenseriformes; Acipenseridae
Gene: rap1gapl
Product: RAP1 GTPase activating protein-like
Exons: 20
Coding region: 768-2399 (543 amino acids)
Biological process (GO): regulation of small GTPase mediated signal transduction; activation of GTPase activity
Cellular component (GO): cytoplasm
Molecular function (GO): GTPase activator activity
Source: RefSeq, a predicted model, not a curated record